GGCGGGGAAAUAGUUCAAUUUUUUCUAUUAUUCAUUAUUCGUUCUUGUUAAAAAAUAACAUAAGUACACUCUGCGUAUGUUCAAUAGACAAGAUUUCAAUCGAAUUGGGGCGGAAAUCGAAUUAAUAAUGUCUAUGGUUUGAAUGAAACACGUCAUUGAAAACUGAAUAGAUUUUGAAAACAUGUUUCUAGUUCUAGAGAGCUGCUAAUAGGAAAAGCUAGAAAUGUGAUAGGUAGAAUUAGAUAUCAAGGUAUUUUCAAAGGUAAGAUGAUUAAAGUAGUGUUUAAACAAAUGAGCCAAUGAUGGAUUGCGAUCAAAUAUUUCCCUGUGAACAAAGUACUGAUUAUAAAAUCGGACACAGAAAUAUACUACAAGGCACUGAGACUAACAAAGACAUCAACUACACUAAUGGUCUUUGCAACUCUCUAUUUAUGAGCUACUGUCAAGAUUUUUUGGAAUCUACUGAAAUCAAUCGAACAAAUCCAGAACUUCUUCAUUUUUUAAGAUUUCUUUAUAGAGAAGGAGUCGAAAAUAAUCUCAGAAUAAAUAGUUCUGACAAUCAAGUGCAAAAUGAACUGGGAGAACACAUUGCCAAUUUUUUACAAGAUAUAAAACGGGGAAAAGAUGCUAAAGAUUUGCAUUCUUCUAUCUAUCUUUUCCUUGCGUGCUUGCUAGAAAAGUAUCUCAAAGUGGGUAAUGCAACAGAACCAAAAUGUUCACAAUACAAAAGUGAUCAAUCUUUCUGCAUUGAUUAUAACAAAAUCAAUGAUGUAUCAAACCUUGACCAGAACAAUCACAGAAUUAUUUGCGUUCCAACACUAAGAAUUUUAAGAGAUGAAUUCAAGCGUGUAAUGGAUGAAAAUAUUUCUCUUUGUACAGAGAAUCACAUGCUCAGAAACGAAAUUAAGCAGCAAAAGCACACAUCUCUGUGUGAAUGUAAUAAAAUAUUACAAGCCAUCAUUAGGUAUUGUGAAGAGCAAACGAAAAGCAGCUGUUGGUGUCAAUCAUGUGCAGAUGACAUCCAUGCUAUUCACUGCACUUUAUUAAUGGAGCCCAGCGACUGGUAGAAAUGUGUAACCUAUCUUGGCUACGCUCUUGGAAUUUGGUGAUUGUAGUUUGCUUUAGAUUUUAUAUCAAAUGGGGAAGUUUUAUAGUCAAAACCAUCUGUGGUUUUUUUUUAAAUAAACAAACUCAAACCCUCGUAGCUACGCUCGUAGAAUUAGGUGGCUGUAGUUUGCUUUAGAAUAAUAUUGAAUAGGGGGUUUAACCUCAGAACUAUCUGUAGGGGGAUUUUAAACUCAAAACGAUCUGAAGGAGUUUUAAACUGAAAGCCCACUGGAGGAGGGAUUUAAACUCAACCCCCCCCCUACGCUAAAUGAAUUCUGAGUGAGUAAUUUGCUUAUUUUUUAUAUUGAAGAGUUGGUUUUUAGGUUCCGCUGGAGUGGGGGUUUAAAACUUUGGAGGGGGUUUGAAAUACAAAACCCCUCUUGGCUACGCUCAUAGAAUCUGGUGACUGAUGUAUGCUUUAGUCUUAUACUGAAGAGGGGGUUUCAUUGUAAGAAAAGUUUUGGAGGGGGUUUUUAAAUCAAAAUCCCCCUUGGCUAUGCUCUUGAAAUUUGGAGAUUUUCGUUUGCCUUAUUUUUUUUUGUUUUAUAUAA
Molecule: messenger RNA, 1658 nt
Organism: Biomphalaria glabrata
Lineage: Eukaryota; Metazoa; Mollusca; Gastropoda; Planorbidae
Exons: 4
Coding region: 300-1067 (255 amino acids)
Source: RefSeq, a predicted model, not a curated record